AUGUUCGAAAUCACUGGUAUGGCGUUGGAUCAAGAAAGUAUCAGGAAUCAUAAUUACACCAAGUUCAGUGGAUACACCAUGGAUCCUUUGCUAAUCGCACAAUCUGUUCUCAAAGUUGUGGUCAUGCUCAUUGGAUCUAUGAUUGGUUUUAUUAUUGUCAAACAAUUGUUUGUUAUGGAUAUUCAGUCAUUGCAUAGUUACCGGAGACCACGAAUACGCGUCAAGACAUUUUGUAUUACGACGUGGGAGAAAUUGGACAGCACAAUUAAGAAACACCAUGACAGAGAAACUCGAUCAGAUCCUUUCAAAACAGUCAGAGUGGCGAAUGGUGAUGGGCUCGUCGAUGUUAUCAUAGGGAUAUCCUUGAGGAAGGAUAAUUAUGAUUAUCCUGACGUAAAUUAG
Messenger RNA from Acaulospora morrowiae, 402 nucleotides. Lineage: Eukaryota; Fungi; Glomeromycota; Glomeromycetes; Diversisporales; Acaulosporaceae. The record is from the annotation of a GenBank genome assembly.